This is a messenger RNA of Fibroporia radiculosa, 1071 nucleotides long. RefSeq lists its product as uncharacterized. The record is from RefSeq and is a predicted model, not a curated record. Gene Ontology annotation, molecular function: alcohol dehydrogenase (NADP+) activity; zinc ion binding. Gene Ontology annotation, biological process: alcohol metabolic process. NCBI's taxonomy places the organism in Eukaryota, Fungi, Basidiomycota, Agaricomycetes, Polyporales, Fibroporiaceae. The transcript is spliced from 4 exons. Bases 1 to 1071 code for a protein of 356 amino acids.
AUGUCGCCUCAAGUCGAAUUCAAGGGCUACGCACUGAUUGACCCAUCCAAGUGGUCUGACCUGAAGCUCGUUACCUUUCAACCGAAGAACUUCCAGCCCGAAGACGUCGAGAUUGCCAUCACCCACUGUGGGGUUUGCGGCUCUGAUCUCCACACCCUCUCCCAGGGUUGGGGUGAACCAAAGCUUCCGAUCGUUGUAGGCCAUGAGAUCAUUGGCAAAGUCACCCGCGUUGGCGAUAAAGUCUCUGGUUUCAAACCUGGCGACAGAGCCGGCGUCGGUGCCCAAAUCGGCAGCUGUAUGAAAUGCAGGGCCUGCAAAUCGGACUACGAAAAUUACUGCCCUAGCGAAAUAGAAACAUAUAAUGGUGAAUAUCCCGAUGGUAUCAUCACCCAAGGCGGCUACUCCACUGCCAUUCGUGCCCACGAACGUUUCGUCUUCCCCAUUCCUGACGAGAUUGAGUCGGCCCACGCGGCGUCCAUGCUUUGCGCUGGUCUGACAGUUUUCUCGCCUCUCAAGACGUACGGCGCCGGCCCUGGAAAGAAAGUUGGCAUCGUCGGCGUCGGCGGACUUGGCCACUAUGCCGUGCUUUUCGCGAAGGCCAUGGGCGCUGAAGUUUACGCGUUCACUCAUGACACUAGCAAGAUCGAGGAUAUCAGGGAAAUGGGUGCUCAUCAUGUUAUCGACGUUAAUAUCAAAGAUUUCGCUAAGCCGUUUUCUCAUACACUUGAUAUCAUCCUCGCGACAAGAGACAGCUAUGAGCCUGACACACCGCUCAGUGAUUACCUGUCCAUGCUCUGGGUACAUGGAAAGUUUAUCACGGUUGGCAUUCCCAACGUCAACAACCCUCUACCUCAGUUACAUCCCUUCGCCUUCGCCGGAAAUGGAUGCCUUGUUGGUGGUAGCCACGUUGGAAGCAAGAAGGAAUGUCUGGAGAUGUUGGAGCUUGCGCGAUCAAAGAAUGUGCGCCCGUGGAUCGAGACGCUCCCCAUGAAGCAGGCGAAGCAUGCGCUGGAAAACUUGAAUGCGAAUCGUGUGCGCUACCGGUAUGUCUUAACACAAGAUAUUAACUAG